AUGUCUGAAUCGCUCUCGUUGACCGGCAUCGGACCGCCGUCCGACACCAAGGAUCAAAAAUCAAAAUCAUACUCGGUGAACGUGCAACAGGAAAACAUGUCGCUCAACGCCAAUGGAUCUCCGCCAUACGAUCCUCACGCGCACAGGAUACUUGAACAUCCCACCACAAAUUCCGAGACCCUCAUCCACUUGCUCAAAGGCAGUUUGGGAACCGGGAUUCUGGCUAUGCCCAAUGCCUUCUACAACUCCGGACUUCUCGUCGGAACCGUGGGCACCAUACUUAUCGGCAUCCUGUGCACGUAUUGCUUGCACGUCUUGGUUAGAUCUCAGUACCUGUUGUGCAAGAAACACCGAGUGCCCAUACUCAGCUAUCCGGAUUCCAUGAAAUACGCCCUACAAGACGGUCCGGCCUUUUUGAAAUUCGGAGUUCCUCUUUCUGCGAUUGUCGUUGACGGGUUUUUGAUCGUCUACCAAUUGGGAAUAUGUUGCGUGUACAUCAUGUUCAUCGGGACCAGCAUCAAACAGGUGUUGGACAUUUACAUCGAACCGAUGAACGAGAGGUACUACAUGUUGAUGAUGCUGAUCCCAUUGGUGGCCAUCAAUCUCAUCAGAAACUUGAAGCUGUUGGCGCCCUUCUCGCAGGGGGCAAACAUCAUCACGUUCGCCGGACUUGCCAUUGUGCUCUGGUACAUAUUUGUCGACCUGCCCCCCAUAUCUUCGAGACCGUUGAUCGGUGAACCGAGAAAUUACACCUUGUUCGUGGGCACAACCCUAUUCGCGUUGGAAGCCGUCGGCGUGGUAUUGGCGCUGGAGAACAAUAUGAAAACCCCGGCGUCCUUCGGUGGUACAACCGGCGUACUUAACAUCGGUAUGACCAUCAUCACAAUUAUGUACGUUGGUAUGGGCUUCUUCGGGUACGUCAAGUACGGUGAAUUUGUAGAGGGCAGUGUGACGCUCAAUCUACCGAAUGGGGACAUCCUCUCGCAAGCGGUAAAACUUAUCUUCGCGGUCGCCAUAUUCAUCACGUACGCGCUACAAGCCUACGUGCCGGUGGAAAUCAUCUGGAAUACGUACAUGAAGAAGAGGGUUCAAAACUGGGACAAGACGACCAUGGAAUAUCUGCUCCGUAUCAGCGUUGUGCUCGUUACGUUCCUGCUUGCCGUCGCCAUUCCGCUGUUGGACUUGUUCAUAUCGCUGUUCGGAGCCCUGUGUCUGUCCGUGUUGGGCAUCGGGUUCCCGGCUCUCAUAGAGAUCUGCGUCCUGUGGCCCGAACGCAACUUCGGCCGCUUCAAUUACGUACUCAUCAAGGACAUCAUAUUGAUCAUCAUCGGCAUCCUGGCCCUGGUGCUGGGCACGUACAUCAGCUUGCAGGACAUCGCCCGCAAGUUGUAG
Macrosiphum euphorbiae (potato aphid) is the source of this 1392-nucleotide messenger RNA. NCBI's taxonomy places the organism in Eukaryota, Metazoa, Arthropoda, Insecta, Hemiptera, Aphididae. The record is from the annotation of a GenBank genome assembly.